AUGGCGUCCAAACCAGCGGCUGAGUCUGUGCAAUGCUUCGGGAGGAAGAAGACGGCGGUUGCAGUCACCCACUGCAAACGCGGAUCGGGUAUGAUCAAGCUCAACGGUUCGCCGAUCGAGCUUUACCAGCCUGAGAUCCUCCGUUACAAGAUCUUCGAGCCAAUCCUCCUCCUCGGGAAACACCGAUUCGCCGGAGUCGACAUGAGGAUCCGUGUCAAGGGUGGUGGUAACACAUCUCAGGUGUACGCAAUCCGUCAGAGCAUCGCCAAGGCCCUCGUUGCUUUCUACCAGAAGUACGUUGAUGAGCAGUCGAAGAAGGAGAUCAAGGACAUUUUGGUCAGGUACGAUAGGACUCUGCUCGUGGCGGAUCCGAGGAGGUGCGAGCCGAAAAAGUUCGGUGGUCCCGGUGCUCGUGCUCGUUUCCAGAAGUCUUACCGUUAA
Molecule: messenger RNA, 441 nt
Organism: Microthlaspi erraticum
Lineage: Eukaryota; Viridiplantae; Streptophyta; Magnoliopsida; Brassicales; Brassicaceae
Source: the annotation of a GenBank genome assembly